Molecule: messenger RNA, 3211 nt
Organism: Musa acuminata AAA Group (dessert banana)
Lineage: Eukaryota; Viridiplantae; Streptophyta; Magnoliopsida; Zingiberales; Musaceae
Product: pentatricopeptide repeat-containing protein At3g51320-like
Exons: 2
Coding region: 594-2318 (574 amino acids)
Biological process (GO): RNA modification
Cellular component (GO): intracellular membrane-bounded organelle
Molecular function (GO): protein binding; RNA binding
Source: RefSeq, a predicted model, not a curated record
UUCCUUGGUCAAGACUGACUCAAUGUGCCGGAGGACUGUCCUCGUCGAUUUAGCCAUGGUUUUUGGUGGCCCAAGAGGUCAAAGGUUUUGGGGUUCUCUCUGGAUGGAGGUCGCACAGCCCGGGCUCGACGAUCGAUGGUGUAUGCUUCUCUCUUCCCUCUCAUUUAUCCUCUUCGCCUGCUCCUGAGGUCCCUCUCUCUCUCUCUGUUUCUCUUCCCAGAGAAAUUAUUGCUUCCAACUCUACAUUAAAUUUGACCAAAGAUUGACCCAAAUUAUCAUUAAUCCGAUCUAACUCUUCUAUGCCAAAUCAUCCAAAUUGAAUUGGGUAAUCCCAAUGUUGAUAUCGUAAAGUGGCUACGUGAGUGUUAUAACCAUAGAUACAAUAAUUAAGCUUUGAUUGAAAUAGAUGAUAAUAUUAAAGAGAAAUACCAAUGAUUAAGGCUUAGAUGACCUUUAAGGAAUAAUAGACCAAAUAUCUGUUACUUUGGUUCCAUCAUACCGUUAUGUUGUCAUACCGGAACCGAUACCGAUACGUGAGAAAUAAAUCCCUAUGGGCGGGAGGCCAAACGGAUGCGAGCGAUACGUCUCCAUGAAUGGGCCGUCAACCCCUCCGCGCCGGCGGCGUCCUCCGCUUCAACCCCAAUCUCUUCUCCCCUCCCCCGCCGUCCUCUCCCCCUAAGAGGAUCUCCCUGUACCACCCUUCUCUCCGCCCCCUCCUCUCCUGCCGCUCCCUCCGCGGCCUCCUCCAGGCCCACGCCCACUUCCUCGUUACCGGCCUCCUGCACGACUCCUUCGCCGCCUCCCGCCUCCUCAAGGCCGCAGCUGACUCCGCUGCCGCCCCGCUCUCCUACACCGUCCUCCUCUUCCGCAGCGUCCCCGCCCCCGACGCCUUCUGCGCCAACGUCGUCCUCAAGGCUCUCUCCCUCUCCCUUGACCCGCUCCUCGCCCUCCCCUUCUUCGUCGCCAACCUCCGCUCCGGCUUUGCCCCCAACAGUUUCACCUUCCCCGUCCUCUUCUCCGCUUGUGCCCGAGCGUCGUCCCUUGACACCGGGGAGACUUGCCACGGCCAGGCCGUGAAGCGGGGCGUGGACGCCGUCCUUCAUGUUCGUAAUUCCCUCGUCCACAUGUACGCCACCUGCGGCCUAGUUGGUUGCGCGCGCAUGUUGUUCGAUGAGAUGUCCCACCGAGAUACAGUGUCUUGGAACUCCAUGAUCGAUGGGUAUGUCACCUCAGGGGAGUUGAAUUCUGCAAGGGAGCUAUUCGAUGAAAUGCCGGGAAGAAAUGUGGUGUCUUGGAAUGUUAUGAUCGGUGGGUAUGUAAAAGAACGGAACCCCGAAAUGGGAUUGGAGCUCUUCAGGUUGAUGGAUAAGAAGGGGCUGAAGGGGAAUGAUAAGACAAUGGUCAGUGUGGUCACAGCGUGUGGGAGGCUGGGCAAGCUCAAUGGAGGGAGGUCGAUUCAUGCAUAUUAUACUAGGAAUUUUGUAGAUGAUAAUGUGAUAUUUGGCACGGCAUUAGUAGAUAUGUACAGUAGGUGUAGAAGAGUGGACGUUGCAAGAAGGGUGUUCGAAGAGAUGCCGAAGCGGAAUUUGGUCUGCUGGAAUGCAAUGAUUGUUGGACAUUGUAUCCAUGGAGAUCCUUUGGACGGGCUUGCAUUGUUUGACAAGAUGGUGGGAGAAGGCUGUGAUACGCAUGAAGAAACUAAUGAUAGCUUCCACCUAGAAACAACAGGAAUCUCACCAGAUGAAGUUACUUUUAUUGGACUCUUAUGUGCUUGCGCCCGCGAAGGCCUACUGACCCAAGGGAAGAAAUAUUUUGAGCAGAUGACCAAGUUGUAUAAUCUCAAACCUACAUUUGCUCAUUAUUGGUGCAUGGCAAACCUCUACGGAGGGCUUGGCCUGGUUGAAGAAGCGGAAGAAGUAUUAAGAGGCAUGCCCGAGGAUGAAGAAUCACUAGCCCUGGGAGGUUUGCUUGGAUUUUGCCGAUUUCGUGGGGAAUUGGAGUUGGGGGAGAGCAUUGCAAAGAGAUUGGUUGAGCUUGAACCUUCAAACGGCUCUCGCUAUUCUUUGUUGCAGAAUAUAUAUGUGGCAGCAGGGAAGUGGGAAGAUGCUCACAAGGUGAAGGAGAUGAUGAGGAACAGAGAAAUAAGAUCAAUGCCUGGUCACAGACUUGUAGAUUUAAAUGAGAUUGUCCACAACUUUAAAAUUGGGGAUAGGUCGAAACCAGAGAUUGAGAAGGUAUAUGAGAUGCUGGAUGAUGUGGCUGCCAGACUUAGAAUAAGAGGUGCUACAAUGGACUUGACCGAAAGUGUCCAGCAGUGAAUUCUCAUGCCAACAAGGAUUGGUCAUCUUGUUUUAUCUACCGGCAGUGAGCAUUUGGGUCUUUUAUAACUUUACCCAAAGCUUACUAACAAGAUGCAGAUACUGUGUUAAGCUUGGUUCCGACAACAAUGCCUGAGGAUUUACUAAAAGAAAAUCAUGCUUGAGCCAUCUGAUUGAUAACUUGUAUUCUUUAUCAAAAGAGUUUGACAGUAUUGAUUUUGAAGAAUAUCUUGUCCUACAUUGAAGAGAAGCCCAUCUGGCACGUGUCUUGAUGUUGUGUUAGACUUUGGAUUCAUGCAUGUUUAAGAGUAAACUUGAGAGAAAAGUAGUUCUCCAUGAAUUGGAGUCAAAGCAAAUUUGGCAGAAUCAGAUGGUUGCACCUUUCCAUGUGCCGGUCCUUUUUUUCAGUUUGGGAUCUUCCUCCUCGGUAUGUGAUAUGAUACCACUGAAAAUCUUGGGAAGAGUUGAACAUAAUGCUCCUUGUGGUACUCGGAAACUCCACACUCAGCAGAUAAAAUUCAAAAAGCUUGCUGCUGCUCCAAGUCACCAACUUGCUGCAAGAAGUGCAGUUGUGCUCCACUGAUAAUAUGGAGUAAACAUAUUUGAGAAUUCCAGUUGUUGGAAACUGAGUUGUACGUGCUUCAUGAUGGAGGAUACCUUUUGCAUCUGCUUGAUCAUCAAUUUUUCAAAAUUACACUUCACUAAUAUGGAGUAAACAUAUUUGAGAAUUCCAGUUAUUGAAAACUGAGUUGUAUGUGGUUCAUGCUGGAGGAUACCUUUUGCAUCUGCUCGAUCAUCAAUUUCUCAAAAUCACACUCUAAUUUUUGGUACAGACAAUUUUUUUCAGAAAAAGGUAUUUUUAUUUAAUAAAAAUAAUCAUGAGGUUGCUGUGA